This is a messenger RNA of Orbicella faveolata, 6095 nucleotides long. RefSeq lists its product as uncharacterized. The record is from RefSeq and is a predicted model, not a curated record. Gene Ontology annotation, biological process: microtubule-based movement. Gene Ontology annotation, molecular function: microtubule motor activity; ATP binding; microtubule binding. NCBI's taxonomy places the organism in Eukaryota, Metazoa, Cnidaria, Anthozoa, Scleractinia, Merulinidae.
AGUUGUGAUGUCUACAAUCUUCAAGGGAAUAAAUUGAAAAAACAAAACCACCCCUCACCCCAAAUCAAUGAUGAACUUUAACCAAAUGUUGCAGAGAUGAUUCCUUAUGCUUAUUAUGUUUCGUUUUUGGAAACUGAAAAACUUAUGUACGCUGUUGUAGAUUUUGAUGUCUAACUUAGUCUAAAUUUCGGUCAAAAUAUAUGGUAGGCCGCCAGUGCGGAGGGGCACGGUAGGGUCAAGGGGUAGUAGGGGAAUUAGCAGCACACCGCCGGCUUGCCAGAUUCUCAAGAAAUAUCCCUCCUUUCGACAUGUUCGAGGGGGCCGCUGGAUUCGCUGGAUGACCAUUUGUGCCAAUUAGUGCCCAGUUGGCUGCCUCAGAAAUUAAAUUGAGGGAAUCUGGGAACCAAUGACAUCAAAAGCGGUCAGUAAAGUGUGCGCAGGCUCGCGAGUGGGAGAAUCGAAGAAAAAGAGUGUUAGAAUGAUUCCGAAUAAAAUGUACACUUUGGAAGCUUUGAUUUGGCCAUCAUACCCUUUAAAAUGACCUAGAGGAAGGAACUAACGUGACUCAACAUGGCUUCGGUCAAGGUAGCAGUUAGAGUGAGGCCCCUUAAUAAAAGGGAACGUGAUAUGGCGGCGAAAGUUUGCAUCCAUAUGGAAGGCAAGAAAACUACAAUCUCCAAUCCUGCCGGCGAAGAUAAGGAUUUUUCAUACGAUUUUUCCUACUGGUCUGCCGAUAGUUCAGACCGACAUUUUGCCUCACAAGAGCAGGUUUUUGAGGACUUGGGAACUGACGUUAUCCGGUCAGCAUUUGAAGGUUACAAUGCAUGUAUAUUUGCUUAUGGUCAGACUGGUGCGGGCAAGUCAUACAGUAUGAUGGGGCAAGACGUAAGAAGCCAUUAUUGGGGAGACUAUGAGAAAGAGGGGGGUNAACCCCUUAAAUUCCACUAUUUAAUCAGUGUGACAUUUGCCCAUUUUCUGUCCUGCAUGGGGGUUCAUGGCCGGGUCGCUAAGAUUUGCCGGCUGCCAUCAGUGAAAGCUUGUGGAUUGGAUAUUUCAGGCACCCAAGCUCCAUUUAGUCAAGUAGUUGUUAAUAGUGUAAAAGCAGACGUUUACUGUAAGGUUUGUUCAUGUUACAGGACUGUUGCCUCCACCAACAUGAAUGAUGUGAGCAGUAGAUCACAUGCAAUAUUCACCAUUUUAUUUACUCAGGCAAAGUUUUACACAGAUAUGCCAAGUGAAACUGUCAGUAAAAUCCACUUAGUUGAUUUAGCAGGAAGUGAGAGAGCAAACUCAACUGGUGCUACAGGAAGCAGGUUGAAAGAAGGAGCAAACAUAAACAAAUCUCUUGUCACAUUGGGAACAGUUAUUUCAGCGUUAGCUGAAGCAAGUGAAAAUACCAUCAAUAAGGAUCCCAAGAAGAAGUUGUUUAUACCAUAUCGCAACUCUGUUUUGACGUGGCUACUCAAAGACAGUUUAGGAGGGAAUGCCAAGACAAUCAUGAUAGCAGCUAUAUCACCAGCUGACGUGAAUUAUUCAGAAACCCUCAGCACCUUGCGAUAUGCCAACAGAGCCAAGAACAUCAUUAACAAACCCACCAUCAAUGAGGAUCCAAAUGUGAAACUCAUCCGAGAACUGAGGGCUGAGAUAGAUCGACUCAAAGUGCUCCUGCAGGCACAUGGCCAGGAUGGAAUUGGAGGGCUUGGGGCUGCUGAAGAAUCACAGAUGACUGAGAGACUUCACGAGAAUGAAGCAAGAGUCGAAGAACUCACUAAGAACUGGACCAGCAAGUGGCGGGAGACGCAGAAAAUUAUCGAGGAGCGAGCUCUUGGGUUCAGAUAUGAAGGUGCUGGUAUUAAAAUGGAGUCCGAGCUGCCUCACUUGGUCUGCAUUGAUGACGAUGUGCUCAGUACAGGAGUCACUCUUUAUCAUUUGAAGGAUGGCAUGACGUACAUUGGAAAAGAGGAUGUCAAUUUUAACCCUGACAUAGUGUUGUCAGGGCCUGGUAUUGAAGCAGAACAUUGCAUCAUGGAGAGUAUCGAAGGGACUGUUAUCCUUCAUCCCAUUGCCUCCCUGUGUCAAGUGAAUGGGCUCCCUGUGGGCAAGUCACAGCGGAUUAGUCAGGGUGAUGUAAUUUUACUUGGAAAGACUAACAUGCUGCGGUUUAACCAUCCUCAAGAAGCUGCCAAACUCAGGAAAAAGAGAUACUAUGAAUCGAUGGAAAAUCUGGCGGACAUUGGAUCAGAACCAGAGAGAGAACCAUCUUACAUGUUCUACAAUGCCGGUUUGGAGCUGGAGCGUCAGUAUCGCGAGGAAACUCGAAGGAUAGAAGAGCAAAGGAAAUGCCUUGAAACCCAACAGCGAGAAGCUGCUGACAAAUUAGAGGAAGCAAGGCGCGAGCUUGAGUUUCUCCGUUCCCAGCAACAGAGAGCUUCUGAAGUUCGCAGUGCAGAGGAAGUUGAACGAAAAAAGGAGCUGGAAGCGAGUCAUCAGCAGUUAGAACUUCAGAAGAAAUACUUGGAGGAAAUACGAGAAGAACAAGAGCUUGCUCGCCAACGAGCUGAGGAGGAAAUAAGACAGGUGAAGGAAAGGAUUCGUCAAGAACAGGAAGAAGAGAAGCAGAGGCUGGAAGCUGAAAUGCAGCGGUUGAUGGCGCUGGAAGAAGACCACAGGAAGAAGGUUCAACUCAAGGAACAGGAGAUGGGAAGAAUUAAAGAAGAUCUGGAGAAGAAAUGGGACCGAGAACGAAGACAGGUUGAAAUGCAGCGUGAAGAAGUGGCAAGAUUACAGCAAGAAAUUGAAACAAAAUCACAAGAAUUAGAAUUAGCUGAGCAGCAGGCUCGAGCCACUGCUGAACGGAGCAGUGCUGCAUCAUCACCUGGGACACUUAGUCCUUCUGUUAGCAAUGACAUGCUGCAGAGAGCUCCUGAACGCAGUGAGGCGGAAGCCGAAGCGGCAGCUGAGGCAGCAGCCGAGGCAGCGGCUAGGGCAGAGCCCGAGGAGAAGUCGCAACUGGAAGUACUCCGUGAGCGACUGAAGCAGCUGGAAGUUGAUUAUGAAGAGCAGCGAAAGCAAGCUCAGCGGGAGGUGUCCCAAGCCAAGGAGUCGGUCCGGCGAGUGGAGCAGGAGACCUUGGAAGGACUCCGCAGCCUGACCACUGGGAAGUCAGCCAUUGAAGGAGAAUGGCGCCGACUAGAGGAAGUGCAGGCCAAACACAAGCGAGCUCAAGACCAAGCCUACGCCAAGAUUAGAGACGUGCGCGAGAUGCUGGAGAGUGCGGAGGAGGUGGAGGAAGCGUCACUCAUUGAAAAGGAGAAAAUGAUUAUGGAGAGAAGGGCUGCAAGAAUGAAAGUGGAGGAAGCCAGGAGGAGGUUGGAAGAGUUGGAAAACGAAGAUAAGGACGUUGAGUUGACUGAAGCCGAUUUCACGAAAAAGAAAGAACUGCUAGAAUUCGAAACUCGCGAAGAGAUCAAGGACAUCAGAGAGGAACGAAAAAUAUUGAACGAAUUGUUGAACAAGCAUCAAACGGCUCUUCAAAAGGCCACGCUUAUGGUGACAGAAACGAAAACUAAGCUUGAGAAACAUCUGGAGGGCGAGAAGUUGAUUCUUAUGCCGCUCAGAGAGAAAGUUGAGAGCUUGGUGCGGAAUGAACUAGGACCGCUGAUUGAGUAUGAACAAGAGAUAGAGAGAAGAUGUGAAGAUGUUGACCGCGAGGGGCGAGAGCGCAAGAAGCUCAUUUACAAACAGCGCCGGAGGAUUGCGUUGCUGGAGCGACAGCACAGCCAGGCACUGCAGCAGGCGGAGAAAGAGACUUUGAACGAGGAGGAGCUGGAGGAGUUGGAGAACGAAAGAGAAGCGGAACGAAGCCUGAUAAGGAAAGAAAAGGUCCGACUUCUUGAACUGGAGAAGAAGCACAAGGAACAGCAGGAGGUGGCAGAGCUGACGAUCGGAGAGGCGGUGCAAGAGUUGGAGAAACGCAAGGCGAGCGUGAAUCAGCUGCUUGAAACUGAGAGAAGAAAGCUAUCUGAUCUGGAAGCCGUGCACAAAGAGACCUUGGAGCACGUGGAACAAGAACUGGGGCAGAGAUCAGAGAUUCUGCACAGGGUGAAAGAUAAAGUACAGAAGGACAAACGGCAGCUUGCCAAACUAGACGUAAGGCAACAACGCUGCGCGGCCAAAGCCGCCGAGGAGUUAUUCCUUAUGGCGGACCUGCUGGAGAAGGAAAUGAGCGAUAAAGGAAAGACAGACGAGCUUAUCAGGAUCAAAGAACAGAGGAAAAAACUGCAGGAGUUGGACAAACAGCUGAGAAUGGCAGAGAAGCGAGAGAAGAAUUCACGCGGCGAUGACGACCAAAACCCGCAGUGCAUUCUGCUAUAGACGCAUAAAUGAACAGGCUUGCUUGUGAUUGGUUGUUUUGAGAUGCUGGUGCCUGCCAUAUGUGGGAAGAUUGGUUCUGUCUAGUACCCAAUCACGAGCAAGUAUUAAAUCGAGUCUAAAUCAAUUUAAUUUGUUUGUAGGUAACUUCUCUAUUAUUGAAUUUAGUUAAGGGAUGGAUAAAAUUUGUUAUUUGAGUUCUAUUCCAUAAGUUUACUUAUUUAUAGCGAAGAAUAUUUCGCUCUUGUAUAUAGAUGAAUGAAUGCUAGUAGAAGGCGAAGCUUCCACAAGCCUACUUGACCUAACGUCGCAAAUACAAAUAUAAAUUGUCUUCCUAAGAACGAUCUCCUUUUUACAUUUAAAUUGAGAAUCAUCUAAGAACUGUAAUCGGGAUGUAGCAUUUUGUACUACAGCCGUGAAGUUUUCUUUACCCUAGUGAUCUUUCGCUAUUUUCAUCAAUCUCCCUUUUGUUGUAAAAUAGAAUCGUGCAGAUUAAAGUAAGAAUUGUAAAUUAAUAAUGGAAAGGUUUCUGUCGGCAGUGCUAAUUAUGGUGUAGGUAAGGUAAAUAGAUAGUAGGAUUUUACACAUUAUGCCUAAUUUUUUCACUGUAAAAUUAUGCUGAUAUUCGAUGCCCAAAGUUUUUCACUAUUAUGCUCAAAAGACGUCACUCUUAUGCUCAUUAAUGCGUACGUGAAAAAAGUGCUAUUUUCCCUUAAUUUUAACGCUUAUUUUAAUGAAGCGUGAGCGACACCUCAUUGUAAGGUUUGACUAUUACGAAGAGUUAACUAGAAGUGAAAAACUCGCUCAGCUGCAGCUGACGAGGGUUAUAUUGACAAGACAUUCUGGCAUGCUGAAGCCCAAUUUGGAAGCUCUUUUUCAUGUUGAGACCACUGGGUAGUAACAGUACUCUCGGCCUGCCUAAGGCCCGGAAUAAGCCAGUUUUCGUCACUGUUAUUCCGGCAUAAUGCUCGAUUCUUUUAUCUCACUUUUAUACUCAAAGUAAUGCGGCAUAAUGUGUAAGACCCUAAUAGAUAGCUUAAUUGAUUAAACUUUCGGGAGAAAAGGACUAGAAGUUAUCGAAUUGUGGAAAGAAAACUGCGGAGUUCUUUCUUUGCAAAAGUUAUUUAAUUAAAUUUAAAAGUCAAUUCUCUUCAUUAAAGAAUCAAUAUUUAUUUCGCCGAACUAAAGUAAGACUUAGUUUAUUUUUAUUUGAAAUUUGGCAGCGAUUAUUAUCAACAGUAAAUUGUAUAAAACGUAUUGGCCCUGUUUAUAGGGUGCCAGUGAAAAAGGGAAUUGAGGUGAAAAAAUAAGUAACAAAUGUGUUAUAAUGUUAGAAUAGGGAUUAUACCCUCAUCAGUUAAAAACGUUAACAUCCCGGCAGGGCAUAUCCCAAGGAUUUGACAUCAUUAACCCCUGGGAUAUUCAAUCUCUUCAGAAAGUAUUUGUAUUUGUAUUUGUAAUGUACAGCAGAAGGGCUAAAUCGAAGGAAAUGUUUAUAGCUCACUGAGGUACAAUGUCACAAAAGAGAGAAGAUUUGGAGACGAUUGACGGGAAUCGCGAAGGGUAUUGAUUUUGCCCCAGAAGGGCCCAUGAAUGUCAAAUCCUUGGGAAAUUUUGAAAUAUUUGAAGUGGUACUAGAUGAUGCGAAGAGUGCCUCACGGAAUUAUCAAUGAACAAUUGAACAACAGAAAAUGUUACAUAAUAAAGGAAUGGUGGGUAUCGAG